Molecule: messenger RNA, 2294 nt
Organism: Rhincodon typus (whale shark)
Lineage: Eukaryota; Metazoa; Chordata; Chondrichthyes; Orectolobiformes; Rhincodontidae
Gene: tstd3
Product: thiosulfate sulfurtransferase like domain containing 3
Exons: 4
Coding region: 2-514 (170 amino acids)
Cellular component (GO): mitochondrion
Molecular function (GO): thiosulfate-cyanide sulfurtransferase activity
Source: RefSeq, a predicted model, not a curated record
CAUGUCCCGUGUAUUGGGCUUUGUCUCGGCGCUGCUGCUGCGGGCGGUGUACCGGGCCUCGGCAGUCGAGGCCUGCCGACAACUUAGAAACCAACGGCCUCUUUCUUGGGCUCCGUUUUAUCUAACCCGGCACAGCAGUUACCGGAGUGUUUGUACAGCUCCCUCUGAAACUGUCACCUACCAGGAACUAAAACAGUUGCUUAAGUCAAAAACAAUUGUGAUUGAUGUCAGAGAACCCUGGGAGAUCAAGGAGUAUGGACAAAUUCCUGGAUCUAUAAAUGUGCCGUUGGGACAAGUGGAGCAAGCCUUGAAGUUGGAUCCAAGCAAAUUCAUGGAAACCUACAAUGGGAAGAUGCCAUCCACAUCCGACGAAAUUGUCUUUUCAUGUUUGGCAGGAGUCAGGAGCAAGAAGGCUUUAGAUACUGCGACAUCAAUGGGCUACAGCAGAGCUCUACAUUUCCCUGGUGGUUGGGAAGAAUGGGUGAAACGUGAAUUUGCUGAACAUCAGCGCUGAGCUGCUUUGAGAAUUUUUUCCCGAAGAAAUAAAGAAAAAUUCUCCAUUAUGAUCACUACUCGAGAAUAUUAAAUCUUCACUUUUAAUAAUUGAACUUUUCUUACCUAAAUAUCAUUUCUUUUUUAGCUAAAAUGUAUAGCUGAGAAUUGUGAAAGGUUUGAGAAAUGUUUUUGCAAAACUGGCAACAAACUUUACCAUCUUAUGCUUUUGGAAUAAGACCCCAGUAGGCUAAAUUUAACUAUUUACUGUAUUUUUCUUUGAGAGAGUCAGCAGAAUUUGUAUUAAGCCAAUUAAGCUGUGAUUUAUAACUAUCAACCAAACCUCUGCAUUUAAGUUUUUCUGUAUGACAGAAUUGUGCUUUUUAAAACUUCAUGCACCUGUUUUGACAGACAGCUAAAUAAUAGUUUAAGUUGUCACUAAAAUUUACGAACACUUUGGUUCACAUGGAAUUACUUUCUACCACGCCCUCCCAAUUUAACUUCAUCUAAGAUCUUAUGCCUGGCAGUGUCACUGCAUGUAUAGCUUUUCUUUUAAUGUGUAUUUUGUGCACAUUUGGUCAUGUUAAAACUGUCCCAUGUUCAGAAAGCCACUUGUGCAUAGGAAUAUGAGCUUUUACCUGAAACAACUGCAUGAGGAACUAUAUUUUGGAAUAGUUUUAAAACUUUGACUAUUUAAUUAUUGUUGAAAAUCACUUUGAAAUUUUAUCUUGCACUCAGAACAGUUUAUAAGAAAUAUCAAAGGAAAGGGAAAACAACAUUUAUGCCAAAUGACAGUAGUUGGCAAGUGCACUGAGUGAUGGAUGUGUUGCCAUGAUGUAUGUAUCAGUUAAUGAUGACUAACAAUUAACCACCAAGCAGGUCUGGCAGCAUCUGUGGAGAGAGACAAUUAACAUUGAACACCAUGUGCCUUCCCCAGAACUUCAUGUCAACACCACACUGCAAAAAAAAAGCCAGCCUGAUCAAAUCAUUUCUCAUUGUUUAUUAUUCAAAAUCUAUUGGCCCAAGACCAUCUUUGUCCUGAGAAGUAUCCAGUUUAAGUAAAAUGAAGGAAAAAUAGGAACACCUGUUGUUAAAUCCCUGUAAAUAUAUGCAACACAACCUUGCUAUGCUACCUAAGCAGUCACUAGAAACAAUUUAUCCAAUAAUGGCAACUACAAAAUCAAUUGAAUUGAAGCUUUCCUGCACCUUGUGAUGUGAGGCAUACAAAGUAUGCUUGACUGUUUGUGGCUACUUUUCUUACUGGAACAGGUCACCAGCCUGUCACGAGAGACUAUAGCUUGAGGUGUGCCAUUUGUAUCAAGUUAAUCCACAUGUGGGCUCAUUGCAAAUGCAUCUUGUUGCGAUGUGAGUCUAGGAGUGAUAUUCAGUUGAAAUUUCUCGCUUAGAAACAAGGAUGCUACCUAAUACAACAUAAAACCUUCUUCAGUGAACCAAUAAAUUUUAAAUUUUGUUGGAUAUUUGUGAGAAUGAGGAAAAUGUUUAACAACUUAGUUUGCUCCGAACAGUAAUCUAACUUUUCUGAAUCUGCUCAGCUAGAGAUUGAAUGUACCUUAAUAGCUAGGAUAUUGAAGGAUUUAGGCUACAGAGGUAUGUUAACUCCCAAAUUUCAUCCCCUUAUUUAAAAACUCAAGCACCUGAACAGCCAAGAUCUGAAUUAUUUCUUGGAGUAAUUUCAUGUAGAAGUAUGUUCUGUAACUUAAUGCUAUACUAUUUGUGAUAUGAUUCUCAAAUGUAACAUUAGAAAUUAAUGCAGAACAUUAAAGCCCCAUCUGCUUAAAUGA